ACCCGCAAUCCCUAAACUACUUCUCCAUGCUUGGAAGAACAAGAGAAGCAGAAACAUGAGUGGAGAUGAUACUUCCGAGCCUCCACUUGGGGUUCUAUUCAGUCGAAAGCGCGGGAAAACCAAGUCGACCAAGAAUCCAACCCAACCAAUCCCAAUCCAUGCCGACCCGGUUCGAGCUCACCCGGAGCCGGUUCCAAUUGACCCGGAGAGCCCGAGGCACAACCCUCCUAGGGUCAGUGUCUCCAUGUUCGAUGACUCUGUGGAGAAUCACUUCCGAGUCAUGCACAAAGUCUCCGAGCUUUGCGGCGAGAAGGGAUACGAUGAGCCAAUCCCGGAGACCGAGCUUCAUCGCUUGCAAUCAUCCACCACUUUCCUCAGGGAAUGGGCGGACUUUAAGUAUGAACCUAGAGAUGUUCGGUUUGCUUGCGAAGCCGAAAGCCAUGAUGGGGAGGAUGUUAUAAACUUGUCUCAGUUUUCUUCUGCAAUUGUUCCACAGAACGAGGCGGAUGAGACAUCUUCUCCAGAGUUGAGCCAAGACUUUGUGAUGUAUGUUGGAGGAUCUGUUUGGGCAUUGGAUUGGUGUCCUCGAGUUCAUGAAACUCAUGAUCAUCAUGCCAAAUGCGAGUAUAUUGCCAUAUCUGCUCAUCCCCCUGGAUCUUCUUAUCACAAGUUAGGUAAGCCACUUACUGGCAGAGGUGCCAUUCAGAUAUGGUGUCUUCUAAAUGCUAGUGUAAAUAAGAAAGAUGUUCAUAUAGGAGAGAAACCAAGAGGUAAAAGUACAAUGACUGCUGCUAUAGUAAAUUGCACUGAACAAAAAAGGCCUAGGGGAAGACCUAGAAAGAAGCCAAUAGAAGAAUCUAUUGACAAAGAGGCCAAAGAAGAAAAAUCAACUGAAUCAAAGAGGCCUAGAGGAAGACCCAGAAAGAAAUCAACAGAUGAAUCUGUUGACAACUUGGAUGGGAGAACCAAUAGUGUUGAGAUUCUGGCCAUUGAUUUUACAAAGGAAUCGUCCGAGUUGCAUUCUAUGGAUUGCGUUCCUGCAAGUACUCAAGGAAAUGAUGUUCAAGAAGAAAAUGAGAAAAAGCAAUCAAGCUACAGGCAGACUCAACCGAAGACAAGAGGAAGACCCAGAAAGAAGCCAAUAAAAGAGCCUAUUGACAAUCUAGAUGGGGGUAGCAACAAUUCUGGGGUUCUUGCUAUUGAAUACCAAAAGGAAUUACUGGAGUUACAUUCCAUGGAUUCUUUUCUUGCAAACACUCAAGGGGAUGAGGUACAAGAUGAUAGUGGUAAGAAAAGAAAAAGGUAUAAGAAAAAGGUUUCCAAAGGGGAAUCUGGGGAGAAGCCAAUAGAUAAUUCUGUUGAUAACUUGGAUGGGAGCAGCCGUUUGCCGGAGGUUCUUGCUGUCCAAUAUCCCAAGGAAACAUCAGAGUUGCAUGCUAUGGAUCGUGUUCCUUCAUUGACUCAGGGACAUGAUGCACAAGAAGCUCAAAAUGGAAUAAGAGAAAGGUCUAGACCUGGUGCUGAAAUUGGCUCAACUAGUUGUUCGGUUCUGAAGGAUGUGGCAUUGCCAAGAAUCAUAUUCUGCCUAGCUCACCAUGGAAAGGUUGCUUGGGAUGUGAAAUGGCGUCCCCUUGACGAACAUGAUUCGCGAUGCAAGCAUCAAAUGGGCUAUCUUGCUGUUUUGUUAGGGAACGGUUCUCUGGAAGUGUGGGAAGUUCCUGCUCCUCAUGCAAUUGAGGUUAUUUAUUCUUCUUCAUCUGAAGAGGGUACUGAUCCUCGCUUUGUGAAAUUGGCACCAGUAUUUAGAUGCUCUCUGUUGAAGUCUGGUGAUGAUAUAAGCAUUCCUCUUACUGUGGAAUGGUCAACUUCACCACCUCAUGACUACUUGAUUGCUGGAUGCCAUGAUGGAACGGUUGCUAUGUGGAAGUUUUCAGCUAGUAAUGCAUCUCAAGAUACAAGGCCUUUACUUUGUUUCAGAGCAGAUACAAAUCCUAUUAGGGCGCUUUCUUGGGCUCCAGGUCAAAGCAAUUCAGACAGUGCAAAUGUUAUAGCUACUGCUGGACAUGGAGGCCUAAAAUUUUGGGACCUACGUGAUCCAUACCGUCCAUUGUGGGACAUCGAUCAUAUACCAAGGUUCAUAUAUAGUCUGGAUUGGCUUCCAGAGCCAAGGUGUGUUCUUCUCUCCUUUGAUGAUGGAACAUUGAGACUUCUCAGCUUGACAAAGAUUGCCUCUGAUGCCCCGGCUACAGGAAAACCCUUUGCUGGAACAAAACAACAGGGCCUGCAUAAUCUUGCUUGUUUGCCUUUUGCUAUCUGGAGUGUUCAAAUAUCAAGAUUAACAGGUAUGGUUGCAUAUUCUGGUGCAGAUGGUACUGUUCUGCGCUUCCAGCUUACGUCCAAAGCAGUGGAGAAAGAUGCUAUACGGAACCGGGCACCACAUUUUCUGUGUGUGUCACUAACUGAAGAGGACUCUGUUGUAACCAUCAGUAACCCAAUACCUAACAAUCCUUUCCCAUUGAAAACAUCUCGUAAAGCUGAGCCAAACAAAGUGAAGAGAGAACAUGAUAAGAUUGCAACUGCUUCAGAAGAUCAAGUUUUAGCUCUUUGUUAUGGUGAUGAUCCGAGUAUUGAAUUAGAAUCUGGGAAAGAAGCGGCAUCUGUUAGAAGCAAAACUCGCAAAUCUGGGGAUGACCGAGCAUUAGUGUGCAUGGAUCAAGAGCCAUUUAAUAGUCAGGAUGAAGAAAUUGGAGAAAAGGGUACAUCGCUUAAAAGUAUUGUAAAUCAUAAAUGCAAGUCCAGUGAGAAAAUUACAGAAGAUGAACAAGAACUGGUAUGCAGACGUGAAGAGCUGACUGAUAGGCAGGAAGAGAAAAUUGGGACGGCGUAUGAAGUGUUUCCUUCCAAGCUAGUAGCAAUGCAUAGAGUGAGAUGGAACAUGAACAAGGGUAGUGAGAGAUGGUUGUGCUAUGGAGGGGCAGCUGGAAUCGUACGUUGUCAAGAGAUUGUGUUGUCCGAAAUUGAUACGAAAUGGGCAAGGAAGAAAUGAGUAGCCAUAUUUUCUGUAUUUUAUUUUUCUUGAUUCUUCCGACUUCUGAGCCUGUUUAUCAAGUGCUUUUGGCAGAGCUAGUUGUGGGUGUAUAUAAAUUAGUAUUGUCUGUUGACUUACUAGUUUUCUGCCCAUCUGAAUGAAUGUAUAUUGAAAUUCUGUUUACAGUCAAAGGCCUACCUCCUACCUUAAAAAACGAACCAA
This is a messenger RNA of Argentina anserina (silverweed cinquefoil), 3250 nucleotides long. RefSeq lists its product as uncharacterized. Bases 56 to 3046 code for a protein of 996 amino acids. The transcript is spliced from 15 exons. Gene Ontology annotation, cellular component: transcription factor TFIIIC complex. Lineage: Eukaryota; Viridiplantae; Streptophyta; Magnoliopsida; Rosales; Rosaceae. Gene Ontology annotation, biological process: transcription by RNA polymerase III; regulation of DNA-templated transcription. The record is from RefSeq and is a predicted model, not a curated record. Gene Ontology annotation, molecular function: DNA binding; protein binding.